AGCGUCAUCUGUGAGCGUUUAGAACGAAAGUUUAUAUUUGUACUCUUCGUCUACGAACGUUGUACAAUCUCUCGCAUAUAUCGCCAUGGAGGAUAAGAACGCAUCCGGUAAUACCGCAGCUGUAGAAAACGCAGCCUCUACUCCAGCAGCGAAGAAAGCUGCCAAAUCUAAAGCGGCGAAGGCUCAGCGUCCGAAGUCGACGCAUCCGCCGACCGCGGAGAUGGUCACGGCCGCCAUCAAGGAGCUGAAAGAUCGCAAGGGCUCAUCCGUGCUGGCCAUCAAGAAGUACAUCGUCACGACUUACAAGGUCGACGGCGAGAAGUUCGCCCCCUUCAUCAAGAGAUAUCUGAAGGCGGCGGUUACGUCCGGCGCCGUGGUGCAAACCAAGGGAAAGGGCGCAUCGGGCUCGUUUAAGCUCGCGACCGCUAAGCCCAGUCCCAAGAGUAAGGUGGUGAAGCGCGUUGUCAAGGAACGAAGCACGGCCACCAAGAAGGUCGCCGAGAAGAAGGUCGCGAAGAAGGCGCCCGCUGCGAGAAAAGUGACCGAGGCUAAGAAAGCGGCCGAGAAGAAGCCGGCAGCGCCGAAGAAGACCGCCAAAACAGCGGCGGCGAAGAAGGUAGAAGCCGCGGCGAAGCAAAAGGCCGCCGCUCAGACGAAAAAUCUAUCCAAGACCAAGAAGGCUACCAAAGCCCCGGCCGCCAAGACAAAGACCCCCAAGCCGAAAACCACCAAGGCAGCAGCUACCAAGAGUGCUAAGGCAGCGAAGAAAUAAUUUUCUGAUUCUGCUUCUGAUACAAACUGGCCCUUUUCAGGGCCCCAAACAAUCAUACGUUGAAACGAACCUCACUAUAUAUCUAUUAUAACCUUAAUUUUCCCUUCCUUUCGAACCAAAUUUUGGAAAAAUAUUAAAUAUAUUAAAUAUUUUUUUAGGAAAAUAUCAAGAAAUAUUACUAUUUUGAAAAAAACUAAAUUUUGUCAAUUAGUAAUGAUUGAAACUAUACUAUUAUAUCAAUUAUCUGAUUCGCGCAAGUUUUAAAAAAGAAUCAAGUUAAAAUUAAUAAUUUUAUAUUCUGAAGUGGGGGGGCAGUUCGAUGAUUAAUGAAGAGUUUCAGCUUGUAUAUGAAUAUUUAUAAAACAAUUUCAUUUAGGAUUUCUCAACCAUAAUCAAGUAGCCUUAAAAAAAUAAAAAACUACGCAUUUUUAACUUUCGAUUAAACUUCUUCGCUUUUAAAUAAUGUACGGAUUAGACAUUUAGUUACAAUUAUGAAAUUUAUUAUUAUAUUUCUUAGUAUUUCAGAUGUACUAUUUGGAUGCCUCUAGUCUCCGAAAUACGAAAACCCGGGGUACCCAGACAUUCAAGGUAAUUGCAAGUAAUGGACAUGUUGGAACUUGUUGAUUACUUGAUAUCGCUGGCAAUAGAUAAUACGUAAGUAUCCACGUAUCCAAUUAACCAUUAACU
Molecule: messenger RNA, 1459 nt
Organism: Formica exsecta
Lineage: Eukaryota; Metazoa; Arthropoda; Insecta; Hymenoptera; Formicidae
Product: histone H1E-like
Exons: 1
Coding region: 86-772 (228 amino acids)
Biological process (GO): chromosome condensation; negative regulation of DNA recombination; nucleosome assembly
Cellular component (GO): nucleosome; nucleus
Molecular function (GO): structural constituent of chromatin; double-stranded DNA binding; nucleosomal DNA binding
Source: RefSeq, a predicted model, not a curated record